Messenger RNA from Fusarium oxysporum Fo47, 1215 nucleotides. RefSeq names its product Aldehyde/histidinol dehydrogenase. Bases 1 to 1215 code for a protein of 404 amino acids. The record is from RefSeq and is a predicted model, not a curated record. NCBI's taxonomy places the organism in Eukaryota, Fungi, Ascomycota, Sordariomycetes, Hypocreales, Nectriaceae. Gene Ontology annotation, molecular function: aldehyde dehydrogenase (NAD+) activity. The transcript is spliced from 6 exons.
AUGGAAACAGUCGAGCUGAACUGGCGGUGUGCCUUUUGGAGCCCACCAGAGACGCCGCUCUCCCUACACGUCUAUUGCACCCAGACUCGUCAAUGUACUCUAUCUGACAUUGCCGAGAAAAACUCGGAGUUUCUUGCCGCAGUUGAGACGCUUGAUAGCGGUAAAGCAAUCAGCCUGGCCCGAGGUGAUGUCGCCGCUGUUGUUAGUACGUUGCGAUAUUAUGCUGGCUGGGCGGAUAAGCUCGAGGGGAAGACCAUUGAUAUCGAUCCUGAUAUGCUGCAUUAUACUCGCCCAGAACCACUCGGAGUCUGUAUUGUUAUGAAAACUGCCGAGCAGACGCCUCUCUCUGCUCUCGUCUUCACCCAGUUUAAUGAGCAGGCUGGCUUCCCGGCUGGUGUUUUUAACCUCGUCUCGGGAUUUGGUCGGGUCGUCGGAGCAGCUAUUUCGUCUCAUAUGGGCAUCGACAAGAUAAUGAAGGAAGCUGCUGCAUCUAACCUCAUGAAAGUAACUCUUGAGCUUGGCGGCAAGUCUCCUAACGUCAUCUUUAAUGACGCUGACAUUGAGUCAGCCGUCACCUGGGCUAAUAUUGGUAUUUAUUACAACCAAGGCCAGACCUGCGCCGCUGGCUCGCGCAUUCUUGUUCAGGAGGGGAUUUACGAUAAGUUCGUGGCUACGUUCAAGGAGCGUACGCUUCAAAACGAAGUCGGUGAUCCCUUUGACGAACAAAGUUUUCAAGGCCCUCAGAUCAGUCAGCUUCAGUAUGACCGCAUUAUGGGUUAUAUCAAGUCUGGUAAGGAAGAAGGUGCAACUCUUGUGACUGGUGGAGGUCGCGUCGGUACCAAGGGCUUCUUUAUCCUGCCGACUAUCUUCACCGAUGUCGGGCCAGAUAUGAAGAUCAUGCGGGAGGAGAUUUUUGGACCUGUUUGCGCUAUCGCAAAGUUCAAGGAUGAGGCAGAAGCCAUUCAACUAGCGAACGACACCAACUUUGCCUUAGCCUCAGCUGUUCAUACUACCAACCUCGAUACUGCUAUCCGUGUCAGCAACGCGAUCGAGGCUGGAACCGUUUGGAUCAAUUGCUAUAACAAAAUGCAUUUUGCACUUCCUGUCGGCGGCUUCAAAGAGUCUGGAAUUGGUCAGGAGCUUGGAGAGGCAGCUUUGGCUAAUUACACCCAGAAUAAGAGUGUCGCAAUUCAGCUACAGCCCAAGCGUCACUGA